Molecule: messenger RNA, 1270 nt
Organism: Engraulis encrasicolus (European anchovy)
Lineage: Eukaryota; Metazoa; Chordata; Actinopteri; Clupeiformes; Engraulidae
Product: protein TASOR-like
Exons: 7
Coding region: 395-1102 (235 amino acids)
Biological process (GO): negative regulation of gene expression, epigenetic
Cellular component (GO): nucleoplasm
Source: RefSeq, a predicted model, not a curated record
UUGAGGAAGUUAGAAAAUGGCAGUUUGGCACCCCUUCGCAACUUUCCUUUUCUUUCCUGACGAGUAACUGUAUGUGUAAUACCUGGUAAAAUGAAUAACCUGGUCUUCUUGACGAAUUAAACUGGAUGCUUUGUGUAGGAUUCAUGACAAUAUGGUAAUGGAUGGAUAAUCCAAGCGUGAAAUCAUAGCCUACAUGAAUUCGCUUCCUGGUUGCAACGUACUUUCCCAAGACCUACCUUAACAAACCAGUGAGACAGUGGCGUAGCGACAUGAGUUGUCUUCACGAAUACGGAUUUUACAGCAUACUGUCGACGACUCCUCAAUCCCCUUCAAAUGUUUCAGUACAGAAGAAGCGAAUUGAUUAGAAACUCGGCUGGCUUGCCCGUGAAUAACUAUGGGAAAGGAUGUACCAAAAGAAGGUGUCUUGGUACCAGUGUCCCCAGGCUCAGCUAUAUUUCAUGACCGCAUUUUGCCACCUCUACAUAAUUCUUACCUGUAUGAGGAGUCCAAAAAGGCAUUUAUUUAUAGUUCUGCACAUCUCAUAAAUAAUGGCAACUUGCAGAAACGAUACGCUGCUUUUCGAGAGGAGAAAAGAAAGAGUGGCUACACAGAUGAGGAACUCCACGAGACCUUUGGCUUCCUGCUGUUUGAAGAUGAAAGCAAGGCGAACAAGCUCAGUGACAGCGGACUCCUGGUUGGGCACAGCUCAGCUUCAACGAUUGGAGAUCCUUCAAAGGGGGUAUAUGUGUCAAAGUACUCAGACUGCCUGGACCUGAAACGAUGGUACUGUGGGAAGUCAGGGCACAUAGCCAUAGUGAAACUCACCAAGGGCAGAGUGAAGGAAGUGAAUGAAAACUACACGUUGAACCUCACUGCUCCUACUGAAGGAUUUGAUUGCCAUGAGUCUGAUCAGCUCAAAGCAGUUACGCCCACAACUAGCUCCUUCCUGGCCUUUGAGAGAACUCAGCACUACCUGUAUGAGCUACGAAAAGGGAGGAGAGACACUGAGAUGUGCCCUAGGCAUGUUUGCCCAUUUGCAAUCGUGGCUUUUUCUUACGGCAAAGCAGAACCUGCUGCUCCUGAAUCAUCAGAAAAGAGGUAAGUUUUGUGUCCUUGUGAAAAAGUUAACCUUUUCUAUGUAACUGUACAGACUGUACCUGUAAAAUCUGCAGUGGCUAUUUUCUAUCAUUGGUUGGUAAUUUCUGUGGCUUCUUUAAGAGUUGAUGAAACUUAUACAAAUGUGGAGGGUUCUAAAAGGUUCACAUCUUUU